AUGACGACUCUCAAAUUCAUUCUGCUGCUCGCGUUAGUUUACACCGCGCUCGCUGAUCACUCAAGACACCACGGUCGCCGUCACUUCCGCCACGAUGAUGAUGACGACGAUGACCACUUUCGAGGUGAACACCACGGCGAGGAGGAUGAGGAAGACGAUGAGGAGGAUGAUGAUGAUGCAGGCCCGCUGGCAGGUGCCGCAGGAACCCACAGACGCUCCGUAAUUUGGAGAGGUCCUCAAAGCUACCAGGGUUACCGCUCCAACAAGAAGAUCGUUCAAAAACCGAAACCCGUGCAGAGCUCGGGCUCACAUCACUCCAGUAGCAGUGGCAGCAGCAGACACCAGAGAUAUCCCCAGCCACCGAUCCACAACCGCAAACGCAUGCAUGACAAGCGCUACAGGGAGGGUCUGCAGGAGUUGAGCGACCUCAUGUAA
Messenger RNA from Mesocestoides corti, 435 nucleotides. The record is from the annotation of a GenBank genome assembly. Lineage: Eukaryota; Metazoa; Platyhelminthes; Cestoda; Cyclophyllidea; Mesocestoididae.